This is a messenger RNA of Pestalotiopsis fici W106-1, 1488 nucleotides long. RefSeq lists its product as uncharacterized. Gene Ontology annotation, molecular function: transmembrane transporter activity. Gene Ontology annotation, cellular component: membrane. Lineage: Eukaryota; Fungi; Ascomycota; Sordariomycetes; Amphisphaeriales; Sporocadaceae. Bases 1 to 1488 code for a protein of 495 amino acids. Gene Ontology annotation, biological process: transmembrane transport. The record is from RefSeq and is a predicted model, not a curated record. The transcript has 7 exons.
AUGUCGGUUCACCCUACAAAGAAUGAUCUAGCCAACGGGGUUGGGUCGCAGCACAUUGAGUUGCCCAAAGAUGCUGACCACAACGACAUUGUCGAACAUGCGCUGCUCGACCCGGACGCAGAGAAACGCCUAGUCCGGAAGUGUGAUCUACAUGUCCUGCCAGCUAUUACAGUUCUCUUCUUUCUGUCAUUCAUGGAUCGAACAAAUAUUGGAAAUGCAAGGAUCCAAGGCAUGUCGGGAGACUUGCACAUGAGCGGCCACGACUACAAUAUCGCCUUAUUCAUCUUCUUCGUACCGUAUAUUCUGUUCGAAAUUCCGUCAAACAUUAUCGUUAAACGUACAGCGCCGUCUACAUGGCUUAGCGUGAUAAUGAUCCUCUGGGGUAUUGCAACAGUAGGCCAGGGCCUCGCGCGGAACGUGGGCCAGCUUAUAGCUUGUAGAUUUCUGCUCGGUCUCUUUGAAGCUGGCUUAUUUCCCGGAUGUGUGUAUUUGAUCAGCAUGUAUUAUAAGCGUUACGAGCUGCAAUGGCGAAUGUCGUUAUUCUUUUGCGCCAGUAUCAUAGCUGGUGCCUUUUCAGGCCUUUUGGCUUUCGCGAUUGCGAAUAUGGGUGGAGUUGGUGGCUAUGAAGCCUGGAGAUGGAUAUUCAUCCUUGAGGGUUUGUUAACCGUUAUGGUGGGAUGUGUAUCCAAAUGGUGGAUUGCUGACUGGCCCGAGACGGCUAGUUUCUUGUCCGCCGAUGAAAGACAGAUUCUCAUGCGCAGACUGGCUCAAGAUACUGGCGAAGCAAGAAUGGAUCACCUAGACAAGACGUCAGCCAAGCGUAUUGCCACGGACUGGAAGAUUUAUGCCGGUACUGUCGCAUAUUUUGGUGUGGUCAAUACUGGCUAUGCUGGAUCGUUCUUCAUUCCAACGAUUUUGAAGCAGAUGGGUCUCACCGCGGCAGCAGCUCAGGUGCGAACAAUACCCAUAUAUGUUGUGGCGGCAGUAGCAUGUCUCUCAGCAGCUUACUUGACCGAUCGCCUCCAACACAGAUACACGUUCACGUUGAUCGGGGUCGGGGUUGCCACCGUUGGAUACAUACUACUGCUCUGCCAACAACAUGUUUCUGUCGGCGUACGUUACUUUGCCUUGAUACUUGUUGUGAGUGGCGGCUACACUACACAGCCCAUUACCUUGACAUGGCUCGCAAAUAAUGUAAGUGGGCAUUAUAAAAGGGCUGUUUCGUCGGCCGCACAAGUGGGCUUUGGUAAUCUUGGAGGAAUUGUUGCCUCCAAUGUUUUCUUCGAUGCCGAGGCUCCGUUCUACUGGACAGGCUAUGGAGUGAGCCUUGGGAUGUUAUGGCUCUGUGCAGGAGCGUGUACUGUUCUCUAUGUUGGGGUCCGCGUUGAGAACAAGAAGAGAGAUCGGGGAGACCGUGACUUGCGGCUGGAAGGAGAAGACGUGAAUAAUCUCGGAGAUGAUCAUCCGACUUGGAGAUUCACUACCUAA